CCAGCACAUUCUAGAAUUGUCAGAUGGAUUCAGAUGGAUUCCAAACGCGGAGAAAUCCAGAAAUCCCGGGCAAACGCCACACUUCAACACCACACCAGCCAUAUUUCCAGCCGACAUAUGACCGACCUCGGCAAGCUAAGCUCGCAAAGGGUCUCCAGCUGCGCACGUCAUAUUGGCCUCCUGCAUCAGUAUCUCAAAUCAAUCGCUCAGCGCUCAGCUCACCAAUCAAUCCGACGCCCCUCAUCGCCUACACUUCAAACCAAAGACUACCCCUCCUCCAUAAACUAUAAAAUCCUUCUCCCCUCACAACCACCCCACAGUUGCCCAUCAUUUCGUUCCUACGCAGAUUCUUCACUACACCACCCGCCAGCAUGUCUGCCAAAACCAAAGCACAAAAGAUUAUUGAGGAGAACGGUGUUGGUAUGUUGAAUACGUCAACCAUGUUUAGUCAUGACGGAUGGAUGCUAACGGGUAGUGCUAUCCAGCUGUGUUCAGCAAGUCGUUUUGCCCUUACUGCAAGGCUACCAAGAGCCUCUUGGAUUCCCUUGGAGCAAAGUACUAUGCUAUUGAACUUGACCAAGUUGGUAUGUUGAUCUGGAUAUUUCCCCAUGUUGAUGAUGAUGCUGACUCUUCGAAGACGAUGGCUCCGAUAUCCAAGCUGCCUUGAAGGAAAUCAACGGCCAAUCCUCUGUCCCAAACAUUUACAUCAAGCAACAACACAUUGGUGGAAACUCAGAUCUCCAGGCAAAGAAGGCUGAGCUACCAGCUUUAUUGAAGGAUGCAAAUGUCUUGUAGCAAAGAAAGGAAGAUGAUCAUACCAAUAGGGAAUCGAAGCUCUGGCUAGCACUUGGCUGAGUUGGAAACUUAGGGGAGACGACAUAGGUAGAGCUUGGAUGGCCAAUCAAUGAAAACGCCUUCAGCUUUGAGUUGUUCUUCCGUGAUUCAUGAUAAGUGUACAAAUAAUACAAUCUGCAUAGCAUGGGAGAUCAUACGACCUGCGUGGCAACAGUACCAACAGGACGCUCAACGAAUUCCAUAACUCCAUCGACAAUGCUCUUUCUGGCUCCCUCGCUGGCUACUGUCUUGCCCGCAACGUAAUUCAGCCAGAUGGGUCGAGAUAUGCGCUCAUCAACAACGUGUCCCAAUCUUGUUGCGCCAACCUUUCCGUCAUCAUACCAAACGGCAACUUUGCCUCUGGAGUCUCUACUCAAAAGAAGCUCUUUUCCUUUGGGCACGCCUCCUCUGUUGAAAAGCUGUUUAAACUCACCCAACGAGGCACCAAAUGCUUCAUCUCCAUACUCCUCUUUCUUUGCCUGUGCCCGAGCAGUGAGUAAUCGAACCCAAGCAUCUCUCAAAUGGUGAAAGUCCGUAUUCCUAGUAGGUACUAUUCGCACGAGUGUUCGUACCCCGCUUUUCUUCAAAAUAUUAUCCCAUAUCUCCACGCCCUCUUGGGGAUCGUACAGUUUCGCCUUCAAUUUCUCUUUUUCCCCAGCGACCAGAGUGGAAGCAAUUGGGUCAAUUUCCCGGAUCAAGGCCUCCUGCAAUAUUGCGAUGUCCUCAGUGGCGAUAUACAUUCCAACCACAUAGACCUGAAUGCCCAGGAAACUGACUGUUCGUAUUCCCAGUCCCAUAAGCUGAUAUUCUACAAGUCGAUCAUCGUUCUUUACCGGCGCAGUACCUCCAGCACCCACGCUGGUGUCGUCGUCAAAAAAAUCCAGGAUGCGGGGGAAGGUAGGGACAGUGCUCGUUCCUGUUUCCACAGUAUCGACGACUUCUUCCGGGUUCUCUCCUAGCUUUUGUACAACCACUUUUCUCUCUCUACCUAACACAACCACAGGAUCUUCUGCCCGUCGCCCCGAGUCCAUUUUUGCAGGAGGGAGGUCGACUGAUUUUGCAGUAAGCCACAAGCCCACCAGUGAAAGGAUGAGACCAGCGCCUGCAUAGUAAGACCUUCGUUUGAAAAGUCGAUUUCUCUCGAACUGCCGUCGAUGCGCGGCGAUAUAAUCGAGUCUGGACUCGAGGUUUCGCUCGUUUUCAUUUGGGGUUCGUCGGGUAAGAUUCCGGUAUUGCUGUGAAGAAUGGUUUAUUUUUGGGGAUGCGCGGAGACAUUGUAGUAGGUUGGGACUACGCCGAGGUAGUAGACGCAUUGCGCGGGUUGGGCCUAUUCGAAAGGGCAUUAUGGCAAUACUUGACUGUUGAUGUUAUUCAAUGCCUGGAUUGAAUGAUGGAGCUGUAAUCGAUGAGCUGAUCGGCUCGGUAGAAUGCCGGCAUCAAAGCUCUGCCUCCCCUCCAAGCAUAUCAAGAAGCACUUUCCUCCCAUACGGUACUUACUGUGGACCUCGCUCGCGGGCGUGGAAUACUGAAUGUUUGAGGUUAACUACAGCCAAGAUUCAGUCAAUCAUAAGUAUUGACUAAAGGACUAUUUUGAAAGCCCAUCUGAGUGAGAACCAGCUGGUAACUCAGAGAAAACGGCUGAAAUUGAAACUCUGAUAAAUUGUCUCUGUAUCCACG
This is a messenger RNA of Hymenoscyphus albidus, 2511 nucleotides long. NCBI's taxonomy places the organism in Eukaryota, Fungi, Ascomycota, Leotiomycetes, Helotiales, Helotiaceae. The record is from the annotation of a GenBank genome assembly.